AUGAGCUCACGGCCAUCAUACCUCAUCAUCGGGGCCGGAGUCUUCGGUGUCUCCACUGCCUACCACUUGAUCAAGAAGUACCCCAAUGCACACAUACAACUCGUUGACCGAACACGAUACCCCUGCCCUCUUGCUGCAUCCUUGGACUGGAACAAAGUCAUCCGUGCAGACUAUGGCAACCUCUUCUACAUGGAAAAGGCGUUGGAAGCCAUACAGUACUGGCGACAUGAUCCACUCUUCAGGCAGUUCUACCAUCAAAGCGGUAUGAUCAAUAUCGACAAUACCGGCCUAGGUGGAGAGAUCGUGAAGAACUAUGAGAAGCUUGGUAUCGAAGUCGAUGCGGAGAUGGUGAGCCCCGAACGGUUCAAAGAGAUGUACGGUUCUUUCUACGAUAACACCGAUUUCUCCGAGGUUGGCGAAGUGUUCGUGAACAGAGACAGCGGGUGGGCUGAGGCUACUAAAGCCUUGACUGCUUACACUGACGCCGCGAUCGAGGCAGGAGUCAAGUAUACCGCAGCAGACAUCGACGUGUUGACAUUCGGUGCUGAUGGAGAAUGUACUGGAGUUCUAACAAAAGCUGGUGAAAACAUCGCAGCAGAUCGCAUCAUCCUGGCGACCGGUGCAGGCACAGCCAAACUCAUCGCCGACAGUGCCCCGAGCAGAAAAGAGCUACAAAUCGACGGACGUCUAGUAGCCGGAGCGGUCGUCACUGGCAUCGUCAAUCUCGACCCAAAGAAUGGGCAGCAGUAUACCGAGAUUCCAGUCACAGUGCAUUCCGUCCUACCAACACGAGCGCCUUUGUCGGACCAAGAUCCAUACACCGUCAAGUUCUGCAGAGACGAAGCCUACAAGAACACCGUCAAACACGAAGCUUCCGGGCAAGAGUUCUCCUCUCCACCGAACGAGCCCGGUCAAGCGCAGAGGCAGCCGAACGAAGCUCUUAAGCAGCGGCUUGAACUAGUCAAGAACGGUAUACUGGGCGAGUCCGGGAAGGACGUUAAAUUCGACGAGUAUUGUGUGUGCUGGUAA
Messenger RNA from Alternaria metachromatica, 1029 nucleotides. RefSeq lists its product as uncharacterized. Bases 1 to 1029 code for a protein of 342 amino acids. Gene Ontology annotation, molecular function: flavin adenine dinucleotide binding; sarcosine oxidase activity; saccharopine oxidase activity. Lineage: Eukaryota; Fungi; Ascomycota; Dothideomycetes; Pleosporales; Pleosporaceae. The transcript is spliced from 2 exons. The record is from RefSeq and is a predicted model, not a curated record.